AUUUGUGAAUAAGGAAGAGAGAAGACUGGCUUGUUGCUAUCUGUCUCUAAGACACCUUCCUGGGGAUGUUGUGGCUGCUUGUCGGACCUGAGGAGAGAAAGUCGGGCUGAGUCACCAGUGGUACAGAGAAACUCUACGGAGGUCCUGGCACCCCAGACUGUGAGAGAAAGAAAUGAGUGGUGGAUUAGCACCAAGUAAAAGUACUGUGUAUGUAUCCAACUUGCCUUUUUCUCUGACAAACAAUGACUUAUACAGGAUAUUUUCCAAAUAUGGAAAAGUUGUAAAAGUUACUAUUAUGAAAGACAAAGAUACCAGGAAGAGUAAAGGUGUUGCAUUUAUUUUGUUUUUGGAUAAAGAAUCAGCACAAAACUGUUCAAGGGCACUAAAUAAUAAGCAGUUAUUUGGAAGAGUGAUCAAAGCAAGCAUUGCUAUUGACAAUGGAAGAGCUGCUGAGUUCAUCAGAAGGCGCAACUAUUUUGAUAAAUCUCAGUGUUAUGAGUGUGGAGAAACAGGUCACCUAAGUUAUGCUUGUCCUAAAAAUGUGCUUGGAGAACGUGAACCACCAAAAAAGAAAGAAAAGAAAAAAAGAAAGAAAAUUAUUAAACUGGAAGAAGAAAUUGAAGAAGUGGAAAAAAGUGAAGGUGAAGGAGAAGACCCUGCUCUCGAUAGCCUCAGCCAAGCCAUAGCUUUCCAGCAAGCUAAAAUUGAAGAAGAUCAACAAAGAUGGAAACCCUGUGCAAGUGAACCCUCAACAUCAGAUGAUUCAAGACGCCCAAGGAUAAAGAAAAGUACAUAUUUCAGUGAUGAGGAAGAACUUAGUGAUUGAAAUGGAUUUAUUUAUAUGUCUUUGAAAUAUAAAAACUUUGAAGCACAGUUUAAUUGGUGUUAAAAUUACCACUAGAACUUUGACUGUAAGGAAAUAUGUAACUAACCAGUUUUACAUCUUUAAAUUAGGAUUACAAAAUUUACUUUCAUAGGAAACCAGAAAAUAAUUUAUAAGAAUCAUGUUCCUAAUUUUAUUUU
This is a messenger RNA of Monodelphis domestica (gray short-tailed opossum), 1023 nucleotides long. Lineage: Eukaryota; Metazoa; Chordata; Mammalia; Didelphimorphia; Didelphidae. The record is from RefSeq and is a predicted model, not a curated record.